Messenger RNA from Sungouiella intermedia, 915 nucleotides. NCBI's taxonomy places the organism in Eukaryota, Fungi, Ascomycota, Pichiomycetes, Serinales, Metschnikowiaceae. The record is from the annotation of a GenBank genome assembly.
AUGUCAAAAACCUUCAAAUUGAAUACCGGGAACUCUAUCCCAGCCGUCGGACUUGGAACAUGGCAAUCCACCGACGAAGACGUCUACAAUGCUGUCUUGAGUGCAUUCAAAGCAGGUUACAGACACAUCGAUACGGCACUUGUGUAUGGAAAUGAGGUUCCUGUUGGAAAAGCCAUCGCUGACAGUGGUAUUCCACGCUCGGAGCUUUUCAUCACCACUAAAUUGGCUUCGAUCGAUCACUUGGACCCAUUGAAGGCAUUGAACAAAUCGUUAAAGAAUCUCGGCCUCGAGUACGUGGAUUUGUAUUUGAUGCACUGGCCUGUGGCGUUGAACCCAAAAAACGACUCACACCCAACCUUUCCAACUUUACCCAAUGGUAAGAGAGACAUUCUAUUGGAUAGAGACUUUGUAACUACUUACGUGGAUAUGCAAGAAUUGGUGGAGUUGGGACUUGCAAAGGCAAUUGGAGUAUCCAAUUUCACUGUUAAAAACUUGAAGAAGCUCCUUGAUUCGCCAGAAGUUACCAUUCCUCCUGCUGCCAACCAGGUGGAGUUGCACCCAUACUUGCCACAACCAAAACUCUUGGAGUUUUGCAAACAGAACGAUAUUAUCUUGGAAGCAUACAGUCCUUUGGGCUCCACUAACUCUCCGUUGUUGGAAAACGAAACGUUGGUGAAGUUGGCUGAGAAAUAUAAGGUGGACCCUGCUAAUGUUCUUAUCAGCUGGGCUGUAUGGAGAGGCACUGUUGUUCUUCCAAAGUCGGUAACACCUAGCAGAAUUGAGAGCAAUUUCAAUGUAGUGAACUUGUCCGACGAAGAUGGAGAGGCAGUAAACGAGAUAUCUUCCAAAUUGGGAACCAAGAGGCUCAUUUCUCCGGACUGGGACCCUGUGGUUGUUUUCGAUGACGAUGAAUAG